Messenger RNA from Penicillium paradoxum, 7251 nucleotides. RefSeq names its product alpha-1,3-glucan synthase Ags2 (gene ags2). The record is from RefSeq and is a predicted model, not a curated record. The transcript is spliced from 6 exons. Gene Ontology annotation, biological process: fungal-type cell wall (1->3)-alpha-glucan biosynthetic process. Gene Ontology annotation, molecular function: alpha-1,3-glucan synthase activity. Gene Ontology annotation, cellular component: fungal-type cell wall. NCBI's taxonomy places the organism in Eukaryota, Fungi, Ascomycota, Eurotiomycetes, Eurotiales, Aspergillaceae. The coding region runs from base 1 to 7251 and encodes 2416 amino acids.
AUGAAUUGGAGAUGCACAAUCACUGUGCUCGCCCUUCUCGCAGUUCCGGGGAUCAGUUGGCCUUAUGACGAGGCCUUUACUGCUUAUAACCUCAAUGAGAAUCAAUCAGCAACCAAUCCCUUGGAUUAUUGGGGAGAAUGGCCAGACCACACUUACACUCCAUCCCCAGAGAAUUGGCGUUUUCCUGUAUAUACGCUUUUCCUUGACCGAUUUGUGAACGGGGACCCCACAAACGACAAUGUAAAUGGGACACUCUUUGAACAUGAUAUCAACUCCAAUCAAAUGCGACAUGGUGGUGAUGUGGCUGGACUGCUGGAUACCUUGGAUUAUUUACAAGGAAUGGGGAUCAAGGGGAUCUAUCUUGCAGGCUUGGUACUGAUGAACCAGCCAUGGGGCUCUGACGGCUAUUCAGCGCUCGAUACCACCCUACUGGAUCAGCAUUUUGGCACCAUUCAAACCUGGAGGGAAGCUAUCACGGAGAUUCACAAUCGCGGCAUGUACGUGAUUUUUGACAAUACUGUCUCAACGAUGGGUGAUCUCAUCGGGUUUGAGGGCUACAUGAACACAACCACCCCAUUCUCGACGAAAGAACACAAAGCCUCCUGGAAAUCAGACCGCCGUUAUGUCGACUUUCGAUAUGGCAACACCUACAACGAGACAUGCCAAUAUCCUCGCUUCUGGAACGAGACUGGAUACCCAGUGGACCAGUAUGUCGAGGAUGAGCUCAAAGGGUGCUACGACAGUGACUUUGACCAAUAUGGUGACAUCGAGGCCUUUGGAGUCUACCCUGACUGGCAGCGAGAACUUGCAAAAUUUGCCUCGGUGCAAGAUCGAUUGCGCGAAUGGGUACCUAGUGUCAGAGAGCGACUCAUCCGCCAUUCAUGCAUGAUCAUCGCAUCUUUUGAUAUCGACGGAUUUCGUUACGAUAAAGCUACACAGGCUACUGUCGAUGCGCUUGGGGACAUGUCAGCAGCGUAUCGAGAUUGCGCUCGUCGCGUGGGAAAGAAAAACUUCUUCCUCCCAGGGGAAAUCACUAGUGGCAAUACCCUGGGGUCUAUCUUUCAUGGAAGAGGUCGACAGCCUGAUAUGCAGCCGGAAACACUCGGAGAAGCAUUUAGGAUGACCAAUUCCUCUGAUUCAGCAUACUUUAUCCGUGAUCAAAACCAACAGGCUACCGAUGCUGCUGCAUUCCAUUACUCUGUUUAUCGCUCGCUUACCCGGUUCCUGGGCAUGGAUGGUAACCUAGCUGCUGGCUAUGAUGUUCCAGUAGAUUGGACCGAAGCCUGGUAUCAAAUGGUUCUUACCAAUGAUAUGAUUAACGCCAAUACUGGUCAAUUUGAUCCACGCCACAUGUACGGAGCGACAAACCAGGAUGUUUUCCGCUGGCCAGCAGUUGAAUAUGGAAUUGAGAGACAACUCCUAGCCCUUUUCAUUACCACAUUGCACAUGCCUGGCAUUCCUAUGCUUCUCUGGGGUGAAGAACAGGCGUUCUACAUACUGGAUGCUUCAGCUGCCAACUAUAUAUACGGCCGUCAAGCAAUGUCUCCAGCCACAGCUUGGAAGAACCACGGAUGUUUCAAAUUGAACUCCACACAGUAUUACCAGUGGCCCAUCAAGGCAGGCCGCCUGGGAUGUUACGAUGAGGCAGUCACGUAUGACCACCGUGAUCCCGCUCAUCCUGUGCGGAACAUCAUCAAACACAUGUACCAAAUGCGACAGGACUUCGGCGCUUUGAAUGACGGCUGGUGGGUUCAGCUACUCUCAAAACAAACACAUGACAUUCAUCUCCCCGGCUCAAAUGGAGUGCCCACAGAAACCGGUAUGUGGUCUGCCUUUCGCAGCCCAUAUUACGAAAUGCAGGAUCUAGGGGAAAGGGGAAAUCAAACAGUCUGGCUUGUAUAUCAAAAUGAAAAACGUACAGUGGACUACGAGUUUGACUGUUCUGACCAAGAUUCCGCCUUGAUUUCUCCCUUCGACGCGAACACUACAGUCAAGAACCUGUUCUAUCCUCACGAUGAGUUGACACUGCAAGAGGGUCCAAACAGACUUGCUUUGAACAGCUCAGACAAACACCAGGGUUGUGUUCAGAGCAUGACCCUUGAACCCUUCGAAUUCAGAGCCUACGUCCCCAAAGAUACCUUUGUCGCUCCUCGUCCUAUGAUAACCAAAUUCCUCCCCGGUCAUGAUGUCCCGCUACUCUCCUCGGUCGCACCCGACAAAAGUGAGGCGGUAGAAGUCAGCUUGUUCUUCUCCACAGAGAUGAAUUGCUCUGCAGUAACUGACUCGAUCUCGAUCGAAUCGUCGACUGAAUCCGGAGAAUGGCCUUAUCUGGACUUUGAUAGUGUCCAUUGUGAAACCCUGACCCCAGAAAGUACCUCGUGGGUCGGCCAAAUUCCAUCUACUUGGUCUUGGAAGGCUACUCUGACCGGUGUCUACAAUGGAGUGCACAAAAUGACGGUCAACAAUGCAACAAGUACUAAUGGAAAUGCAACUCAUUCUAUCGACCAUUUCCUGUUUAGGAUUGGCCAGCAUGACAAUCCCAUGAUCUUUACCACGGCAAACUAUUCCAGCAGCUUGCUCCACGCUGGCGAGAAUUACACUUGGUUCAUUGCACAACAUGCAGCCGGGGCAGACAAAUAUCGAUACUCUACAAACUGGGGCACUGCAUUCACUGACUGGCUCCCAUACGAGGGAGGAAACCACACCAUUCAAGAACAACCUUGGUCUGGAACUAAGAAACAAAGAUGGGAUGGGAAACACAUUCGGGUCGAAUAUUGGAGCCGCCUCACAGGGAGCAGCGACUAUGUCCAAGAAGGCGACGGGCCUGGCUGGAAUCCCGCGAUCCGGCGUCGUUUCCCUCAUCUCUUCUUCAACGGCCCUUUCAAUCAGUACGGAUACGAUGCCGGAUUGGAUAAUAGGGUGAGACAGGAUACAGAUGGCAUCUGGAAAUUCCGCUUCAUGGCAGAAUGGCCCGCUCAGGGUCAAUUCAAUGUAUGGGGCAUAAAUCCUGACAAUCAACCAGACCAAAGCUACAUUUAUGGAGACUCCAAUGGAGAUUCUAUCCUAGACCGACUGCCGCCAUCGUCCCUAAGUGUCACCUCCAUUAAUAUUACAGAGCACCCACCCAAUCCACACCUUGCUUGGAGACUCCAGCUGGACGACUCAAACUUACAGUUCAAGCUUGUUCCCAUGGGCUCAAAAUAUGUUCAAAUGGCCCUGUUCUUUCUUCUUUGGGUUGUUCCUGUCAUCACAGGAACAGCGUGUGCUUAUGUGUUCAUGAAAACGUUCUAUCGAAUCAAGUUCAACCAAGUCGGCGUGAGUGGAAGGAAGACACAUGUCUCCAUGGAUCUCAUCAACAACUUCAAAUUUGGGCAUUUUGAACAUGGACAAUCCAGAAACCCCUUUCUACGCCUUGUAAGCAGAUCAAAAUUCCUUCAAAGCACGUCAGCAUUUGGCAAUCGGACUGCGCACCGAAGAAAGGUUCUCGUCGCCACCAUGGAAUACGAGAUUGAUGACUGGGCAAUCAAGAUUAAGAUUGGAGGUUUGGGCGUCAUGGCACAGUUAAUGGGCAAACAGCUUGGACAUCAAGAUCUCAUCUGGGUUGUACCUUGUGUCGGCGGAGUUCAUUAUCCCGUGGAUAAACAGGCCGAGUCAAUGUUUGUCAUGAUUUUGGGCAACUCUUACGAGAUCAAGGUCCAGUAUCAUCAACUGAGGAAUAUCACAUAUGUCCUGCUAGACGCCCCUGUCUUUCGCCAACAAUCUGCCACGCAGCCCUACCCGGCUCGCAUGGACGAUCUCGACAGCGCGAUCUACUACUCUGCUUGGAACCAGUGCAUUUCGCAGGCGAUAAAGCGGUUUCCUAUUGAUUUGUACCAUAUCAAUGACUAUCAUGGCUCGGUAGCUCCACUAUACCUGUUACCCGACACUAUUCCAGUUUGCUUGUCGCUUCACAACGCCGAAUUUCAAGGUUUAUGGCCUAUGCGGACACAAAAAGAGAAGACGGAAGUGUGUGCUGUGUUCAACCUUGAUCUCGAUGUUGUCACCCGAUAUGUUCAGUUUGGCGAAAUCUUCAACCUUUUGCAUGCCAGUGCAAGCUAUCUGCGCCUUCAUCAACAAGGCUUUGGCGCCGUUGGUGUUUCAAAAAAAUAUGGGAAACGCUCCUAUGCCCGUUAUCCAAUCUUCUGGGGCUUGAGGAAAGUUGGAAACUUGCCAAACCCAGAUCCUUCUGACACAGGCGAGUGGAAUAGAGCUUUGCCCAAGGAGAGUGACAUCAAGGUCGACAAUGAUUUUGAAAUCCGCAGGACAGACCUAAAACGUCAGGCCCAAGAGUGGGCCGGUCUGAAGCAGAGAUCUGAUGCUGACUUACUGGUCUUUGUUGGAAGGUGGUCCAUGCAAAAAGGCGUCGAUCUAAUUGCUGAUGUCUUGCCUGGUGUGUUAGAGGCGCGCCCAAAUGUUCAAUUGAUAUGCAUUGGGCCGCUUAUUGACUUGUACGGCAAAUUUGCCGCACUGAAACUGGAUCGAAUGAUGAAGCUUUAUCCUGGUCGAGUAUGUUCCAAACCUCAGUUCACCGUCCUGCCUCAUUUCAUCUUUUCUGGUGCCGAUUUCGCACUAAUUCCGUCGCGCGAUGAGCCCUUUGGCCUUGUCGCUGUUGAAUUUGGUCGAAAGGGUGCCCUUGGUAUUGGAGCCAGAGUGGGAGGACUCGGACAGAUGCCUGGCUGGUGGUAUACCGUCGAGUCCACUACUACCUCUCACCUGUUGAAACAAUUCAAGCUGGCUAUCGACAGUGCUUUAAACUCUAAGCCCGAAGUGAGGGCAAUGAUGCGAGCAAGGUCGGCUAAGCAACGAUUUCCAGUCGCCCAGUGGAUCGAAGAUCUUGAAAUCCUACAGUUAACAUCAAUUCGAGUUCAUCAGAAAGGACGAACAAAGGCUCAAAGCCCGUCUGCUGCUGCUGGAGCGUAUAAUGCAAUUUAUGGAAUGAUGACACCGCACGCCCCAUCCACAAGAUCCGGCGCAUCAACCCCUCCAUUGCAACCACCAAGUCGCCCAGGUACUACGGGAUCACUACAGCGAAGCCCUAUAGUUUAUAGUCGUGAUCCAAGUCCUGGGGCAGAUGGAAGACCUAGAUCAGGGCUCAGCCGCCAGAUGUCCUUUGGCGUGCGACCAAUAUCUGGGAAUCUAGAUCCUCGUGGUCGACGUGAGGUCGGCAAAGGCAAUAUUAUCGAGAGCGAUGAUGGUGCUAGCAGAGCUUCUCCAGAGGUGGAGGACGACAGCGACGACGAAAUGAUGGCUACAUGCUAUGGCGACGAUGAUUAUCCUAUGCAACCUGAAGGGGCAGAGCCAGCACGUACCCAGACCCCCCAGCCGCAGGGGGUCGCACUCACCAAAGAAGCCCUCUCGGCCCAAAGAGUGAGUCAAGGCUCUAUGGUGCCUCGAUGCAAUCACACGCCCCCUAUUUCAACAGCACCCAGCACAGUUGGGACCGAUGAUACUCUUAUACCUCCAUCUCGCCCAUGGACGGAGCCAGGAAAUCGGCUCACUAGUCCAUCAGUCUUGUCACUCGACUCGGUUGUUGGAGAGAAGAAAGACUUCAAACUUCAAAAGGUUGAUCCUUUCUUUACUGACAGUAACGGCGAGUACUACAGAGUGUUUGAAAAACGACUUGAGGAACUCAAUGGGUCAAACUCGGAUACCUACCUCUGUAUUGAGCAAUACCUCGAGAAAAGCGAGAAAAAAUGGUUCAAUAAGUUCCGCGAUGCACGCCUUGGUCGGAAUCAAGGCUCGCCAGCGGGCUCAAUCCUUCGAUUCAAGACAGGUCAUUCCCCGACAGGGUCAAUCACCAACGACGAUGCGACAUCUCAUGACAGUGGCGUACCUGAGAGGAAAAAGGGCCCACCAGAUGAGUUCCUUCUUGGCGAUGACUAUGUCCCACCAACCGGAUUGAAAAAAUGGAUGCAAAUACGCAUCGGAGAAUGGCCCGUGUAUUCUCUCUUCCUCGGACUGGGUCAGAUUAUUGCCGCCAAUUCCUACCAGAUCACCCUUCUUACUGGAGAGGUUGGUCAAACAGCCACGAAGUUAUACGGAAUCGCGACAGUGUACCUGAUCACAUCUAUUCUAUGGUGGUUCUUCUUCCGAUACUGCAAGUCAGUACUUGUUUUGACUGUGCCUUGGUUCUUAUACGGAACAGCAUUCUUGAUCAUUGGCAUGGCGCACUUUGAGCCUAACCCACACAAUCGCGGGUGGAUCCAGAAUGUCGGUAGUAGUGUAUACGCUGCUGCAUCCUCAAGCGGCUCGAUCUUCUUUGCUCUCAAUUUCGGCGAUGAAAGUGGUGCACCGGUCAGGGAGUGGGUCUUUCGUGCUUGUGUUAUCCAGGGCACACAGCAAGCAUAUGUCAUUGCCCUUUGGUACUGGGGUUCGACUUUGACCAAAGCUACCAACGCCGGAAUCACAAAUGUGCAGGGCAGCAUCACGAAUACCUGGCGGAUGACAGCAAUAUGUACGCCCAUCGCCCUCUUUCUAUGGUCGGUUGGCCUUAUCAUCUACUAUGGUCUACCGAACUACUACCGCCAGACUCCGGGAAAAGUCCCGUCGUUCUACAAAUCUGUCUUUCGACGUAAGAUUGUACUUUGGAACUGGGUGGUUGUCAUUCUUCAAAACUUCUUUUUAAGUGCGCCUUAUGGUAGAAACUGGAACUUUCUCUGGAUCACCCAGCACGCCAGCUCCUGGCAAAUUCUUCUUCUCUGCGUUGCAUUCUUCGGCUGUGCCUGGAUAGCAGUUUUAUUCUUCCUUGCCAGGCUAUCCAAGUCUCACAGUUGGAUUCUCCCAGUUCUGGCCUGUGGUCUAGGUGCUCCACGCUGGGCACAGAUCUGGUGGGGAACAUCUGGCUCCGGUCUAUUUCUUCCCUGGGCCGGAAGCUACACGGCGGGUGCUUUAAUAUCUCGCAGUCUAUGGCUCUGGCUCGGGGUAUUAGAUGCAUUACAAGGCCUCGGCUUCGGUAUGAUUUUGCUGCAAACACUAACACGUAUGCACAUCUGCUUCACACUUCUCGUAUCACAGGUCCUGGGCUCUCUUGCCACCAUUUGUGCAAGGGCCUUUGCACCUAACAAGAUCGGACCCGGGCCAAUUUCGCCUGAUAUUACAGCUGGUGUCGGCGCAUUGGCAAAUGCCUGGUUUUGGAUUGCUCUUAUGCUCCAACUUUCUAUCUGUGGCGGUUUUCUCCUGUUCUUCCGCAGGGAGCAACUGUCAAAGCCUUGA